AUGGAUUGUCCGUCUCCCAUUUACAACCUCCAACCGGGCCUGUCUCCCGUCGACCAGGGGACUCGGCAGCAUCAGCAUCAGCAUCAGCGGAGUCCCUAUAUGGCGAAACGAUCGGAGUCUUCGCCUUCUGUCAGCUCUGGCAUUUUCGAGGAUGACUUCUUUUUCUGCGAUCCUUGCCCCUCCUCGGUCGAGAAUUGGACAGAAUCCAGCCCAGACAGUGUGCUAUCGACCUGGGGACUGGGAAGCUCCCAUGAAUCCACGCUCAGCCCGUUGUUCUCACCUCAGAGAGUGCCGUUGUCUGGAUCACUUUUCGACGCUGACCACCACCAAUAUCGACUCCCUCAAAACACGGCCAAUGUGUCUUGCUCGACAACGACAACGACCGGGCCAACCACAGACUCUAUCAAGGUAGAGCAGCACUCACCUUUGAAGACAUCCCUUGAUCCUUUUUUCGAUUGGGCCUACGAUGGAGACUUCAACAUCUCGUAUAAUUUCGAAAGCUAUUACCCUCCCUCCUCAUCUUCAGAGAUCCCGGCAUCUCCGUCUCCUCAAUAUGAAACCUUGGCCCCGACUAAGGCGGGGACAAAGUCGGCAGUGAGCCCACCCUUAUCCCCGCCGGCGUUCUCGAACCCUUCUCCGAUUACCACUGUCAAGGCCGAGCCACAGCCAGAGCGCGCAGAUUCGCGUUCGAGUUCGAGCGUCAGCGCACCACUGGAUACCGCGGACCUUCCGUAUUCCAAGUUGAUUUACCUUGCUCUUUUCUCUGCAAAGGACAGGAAACUCCCUCUACAAGGUAUUUACAGGUGGUUCGAACUGAACACUACCAAGGGCAAGGAGGGGUCAAAGGGCUGGCAGAAUAGUAUCCGCCACAAUCUUUCCAUGAACGCAUCCUUCAUGCCUUCUCGAGAGGAAUCGCCCAACGGCAAACGAGCCGUAAACUACUGGCGACUAACGGAAGAUGCAAUCAAGAGAGGCGGCAUCCACCCUACGACGCGAUAUCGAAAACAGGCGAAUCAGCGAAAAGGUCUAGGAUCGGAAGCCCCGGCUCCUCAACGUCAGCGGUCUGGGGCUAGAGGCGGGAAAGCAACGAAAAUCACGGCUAGAAACCGCGGGCAUGCCAACGCGGACGAGCUGUCACUAGCCUCGGCAGCAGCACGAUACCAUUCAGCCGCGGCCACAGCGGCUGCACAACGACAACGACAGUACUAUCAGAAGCAGGCCCAGCAGCAGCAAAGACCGAUCCUGCCCCAGUUGAAACUCGAGCAGUCGCAGGAGCAGCACCAGCACGGACUCCAGCAGCGGCACCAACAGCAACAGCAACAGCCGCCAAACGAACUCUAUUACUAUCAGCGGUACACUCCGUGCCCCACGACAGCACUGCCAGGAUAUUCCGAAGCUGCUCCUGCAGCAUCGACUGACAGCUUUGAUUUGAGCAAUCUUGUUGGCCGUGCGGGCCCUCCUCGGGACACCCCUGUCAUCGGCGACAUGGGUGGAUCGGAGAGUCUCCCGUUGGAACUUGGUGCGUUAUGUGGUAUGUCGUAUUCGACCUACAACUCUCCCAACAGGUUCUUUCAGGAUGGACAGCUUCCCAAUGGACUCCCCGGUGGUGGCUGGACAUCCUGA
This is a messenger RNA of Aspergillus chevalieri, 1623 nucleotides long. RefSeq names its product forkhead box transcription factor. The coding region runs from base 1 to 1623 and encodes 540 amino acids. The record is from RefSeq and is a predicted model, not a curated record. Gene Ontology annotation, molecular function: DNA-binding transcription factor activity, RNA polymerase II-specific; RNA polymerase II cis-regulatory region sequence-specific DNA binding. The transcript has 2 exons. Gene Ontology annotation, biological process: regulation of transcription by RNA polymerase II. Lineage: Eukaryota; Fungi; Ascomycota; Eurotiomycetes; Eurotiales; Aspergillaceae. Gene Ontology annotation, cellular component: nucleus.